AUGAGUCUUAGGCAGGAAAACAGCUCAUACGAAGCAUCAGACGAAUCGUCUGAAAAUGAGCUGCUUGACCGUAGCCUGUCCUUAUGGAGGGGCUGGGUGGCUAUUGAUGAUGAUGAUGAUGAUUUUGCUCCAUGUCCAUUAGACCUACACACAGCAUCCAGCAUUGGUCAUUAUGAAUGUGUUCGAACAAUCAUUGCAAGAAAAGAAGUGGACAUCAAUAUUUGUAAUAAAGGAGGUUGGACACCUUUAAUGUAUGCCAGCUACAUUGGUCAUGAAAAUAUUCUUAACCUCUUACUGAAAGCUGACGCAGAUGCAAACAUCACUAAUCACAAAGGCCAAACAGCAUUGAUGUUGGCUGCAAGUUGUGGAAACGAUCGAGUUGCCCAUUGCCUAUGUCAGAAUGGUGCAGAACUAGAAGGACAGGAUUAUCGUGGUUGGACGGUCUUGUUUCAUGCCACUUAUGCGGGUCAUCAAAACAUGGUCAAGUUUUUGUUGGAGAGAAAUGUAAAUAUGAAUGCCAGAGACCCCAGCACUGGUCUGACUCCUUUCUUAGAAGCUGCUGCGGGUGGCCAUGAAAUCAUUGUACAACUUUUUCUCCAAUACGGUGUCAGUCUAAAUGCAAAAACUUACAGUGGAGACACUGCUCAGUCCUUAGCCUUAAUGAAUGGCCAUAUGAACAUUGUGAAUUUGAUUAACCAACACAUGGCAGCCAGAGAGAAAGACAUUAACUCUUCUGAAGAAAGCACAACUUUCCUCACUGGAAAUCGUCCACUGCAUCAUCCAACAGUCAUUGGUCGUCCAAUACAAAGCAAAAUGGCAAGAGGUCCUCCUGACAUCCGUGAUGGGCCUGAUGCCUUUGCACGGCUUAUUGAAAGAUCAAAAUCCUCUGAACUUGCUAAUUAUCCAAAUUCUUAUGUCCCAGAAGGUUACAUCACCUUCACCCAAGGAAAUGAAGAACGGGAAAAUACUCUCUUAAGAUAUAGGGAUGUGACUUCACCAAUUAAUCCACAGGAUCAUAAUUUGGAUAGUUCAAGUAGCAAAGAGUCGUACGAUGCAGAAGAUGAGAGCACAGCCUUUUCACGGACAGGAGCAUUGACCAUUCGCAGUAGUUCAAGUUCAAGCGGGGGACUGGCUGCUGCUUUAGGCCUCUCACCAGACAACAGUGGAGACGGUGAGGACAUCCUUGCUCCAUCUUUGGUUGGAAUUCUUCCACAAGAAUCCAGAGACAUAUCCCAGGAAUUCUGCUCAGCUUUCCCCACAGAUUUGCAUUCUUCACAUUCCUCUCAAAUUUCUGAUAAUAAGGAAACAAUCUUUGAAGAACAAGAUGUGGAUCUGCAAGUCUUCCUUUCCCUCACAGAUAAUGACCUGAAGGAAAUUGGAAUCAAGUUAUUUGGACCUCGUCGUAAGAUGACCAGUGCUAUUGCCCGUUGGCACAGUGAUGUCCGCUCUCCAUCCGAUGGCUUGGAGAGAGCAUAUGCUGACCGUUUGGAAGCUGAAAUGCAAGAAAUGGCCAUACAACUUCAUCAGGCUAAUUCCCAAGUGAAAACUCUUGAAGCUCAGAUUCUUCAAGAGCAAAAGCUUCGGUCUGUGACUGAAGGCUGCUUCAUGGAGGAAAGAGCAUUUCGGCAGAGAGAAAAGCUUCAACUCGAAGACCUCUGUAUGCGGUGUGAACAAACUCAGGAAGUUUUUGAACAACUCAGACUUUACCAUGCUGACUUCGGAGAACGGCUGCUAAGUAGUUUCCCCAGUGUCAGAGAUCAGCAGGAUUCAGAUAUUUUCAAGAAUGUGGACCAGUUGAUAAAGAAAGUGGAACUUUGCUCAAAUGAGCUCAAACAGACUUUAGACUUGGUUUUUAAAACCCUUGAUAAUCUGCUGCGACAGGAGAAUUCACCCCCUUCAUACUUGUCACCAAAUUUUGCCUGA
This is a messenger RNA of Acanthosepion pharaonis, 1923 nucleotides long. NCBI's taxonomy places the organism in Eukaryota, Metazoa, Mollusca, Cephalopoda, Sepiida, Sepiidae. The record is from the annotation of a GenBank genome assembly.